Messenger RNA from Sander lucioperca (pikeperch), 2463 nucleotides. It is a transcript of the gene wfikkn2a, whose product is annotated as info WAP, follistatin/kazal, immunoglobulin, kunitz and netrin domain containing 2a. The record is from RefSeq and is a predicted model, not a curated record. NCBI's taxonomy places the organism in Eukaryota, Metazoa, Chordata, Actinopteri, Perciformes, Percidae. The transcript has 3 exons. Gene Ontology annotation, molecular function: serine-type endopeptidase inhibitor activity; protein binding. The coding region runs from base 439 to 2175 and encodes 578 amino acids. Gene Ontology annotation, cellular component: extracellular region.
CUUAAGGGUUAAGGCAGCCAGCGCAUUGCGCGCACAGGUGUCUCGCCAGUCCUUUAUGAAACAGCGCCUGCAAACUGUUGGCGAACUUUUUUUUCUUUAAUUAAGUUGAUCAUAACUGUAACUCAGCUGGGAUUUUCUGUCCUACUAGACAGGCCACUGUAAUUCAUGUAGUUAGAUCUUAAGUGGGUUUGCUGACCGCAGCCCUAAUCUCUCGCUACUAUUAAACGUGGAGCGACUAACCUGGAGUGCUCUCCACAUCGAGACCGGUCCCGCACGCCCUUGUUUCGCUGCUUUUGUGCCGCAUGUGAUUCCAGUUGUUAGAAAACGAAUUACGCGAGAGUUUGGACAUAGUUUUAAGAAUUUUCCUCAAACUUUAAAGUCGUGUUAAACUUCUUGCAUUUUCAAGAUUUUUAGCGUGCAUUCUGUUACGCGUCGGAUAUGUGGUGGAUGCUGUUUCCACGAUGGAUUUGGUUUCUUCUGGGACAUUGUUAUACCAUACUCCUUUAUAUGGACAGCUGCCGCGUGAGAGCAAUGCCCAUGCCCAUGUCUGUGGCAAAAGUGGUGUACUCUCACGCAGGUCUGUGCCCGAAUGACCUGAACCCCAACCUGUGGGUGGAUGCUAUGAGCACCUGCAUGCGCGAGUGUGAAUCUGACCAGGACUGUGAGACAUUUGAGAAGUGCUGCCCUAAUGUAUGUGGUAACAAGAGCUGUGUGGCAUCACGCUAUAUAGACGUCAAGGGCAACAAGGGCCCCAUUGGAAUGCCAGAGGGCGCCACCUGCGACAAGUUCAUGUGCUCUCAGCAAGGGUCAGAGUGCGACAUCUGGGAUGGCCAGCCCGUUUGUAAGUGCCGGGACCGCUGUGAGAGAGAACCCCACUUCACGUGUGCGUCUGACGGCAUGACAUACUAUAACAAGUGCUACAUGGAUGCCGAGGCCUGUUCCAAGGGUAUCUCUAUUUCUGAGGUCACCUGCAGGUACCACCUAACCUGGCCAAACACCAGUCCAAUCCCAGCAGAGACAACAUUACAUCCUACCACCGCCCUCCAGACCACCCUCCCAGCUGACAUCCAGCUCCCCACCAUACACAGUGGCCCCACCCAACUGGCUGUUUUUGUGGGUGAGACAGCUAGCUUCCUGUGUGAUGUCUCUGGGAAACCACAUCCGGAAAUCACCUGGGAGAAACAACUGAAGGGCAAAGAUAACACCAUAAUGAGACCUAAUCAUGUCCGAGGGAACGUUGUGGUCACUAACAUUGGCCAGCUGGUCAUAUACAAUGCGCAACUUCAGGAUGCCGGUAUCUAUACGUGUACAGCCAAAAACGUUGGAGGAAGUGUAUCGUCACACUUUCCCUUGGUAGUGAUCAGGAAGGAGGCGACAGGUAAGAAUGCAGAGGGGAAUAGUACCAACCUGCCAUUUUCAGCUGAAGAGUGUCUUAAAAGUCCAGACACAGAUGACUGUGGAGAAGAGAGCAUGAGCUGGUACUAUGAACCAAAGAGGAACAAUUGCUUCACCUUCACCUACAGUCAGUGCAAUAAAAACCGUAACCAUUUCAACACCUAUGAAGCCUGCAUGCUGUCAUGUGGAGGAGAGCUGGCGGCUCCAUGCAGCCUACCGAGCCUCCAAGGGCCUUGCAAAGCAUAUGAGCCUCGCUGGGCUUAUAGCAGCGGCCUCAAAAAGUGCCAGUCCUUUGUGUACGGAGGGUGCGGUGGCAACGAGAACAACUUUGAGUCUAAAGAGGCCUGUGAAGAGAUGUGUCCCUUUCCGAAAAACCACAACUGCAAGAUGUGUAAACCCAGAGCCAAGAUGGUCACCAGCUUCUGCAAAAGUGACUUUGUGAUCCUCGGGCGUGUGACCGACCUGACGGAGGAGCAAGAGUCUGGCCAUGCUUUGGUGACAGUAGAAGAGAUCUUGAAGGAUGAGAAGAUGGGUCUGAGGUUUUUUGGCAAAGAGCCGCUGGAGGUGACUCUUCUGAACAUGGACUGGAACUGCCCCUGCCCCAAUAUCACCACAGCCGACGGGCAGCUCAUCAUCAUGGGGGAUGUACAAAAUGGCAUGGCCGUCCUGCAGCCCGACAGCUUUGUAGGCUCCUCCAGCACUCGUCGAAUCAGGAAGCUUCGUGAGGUUAUUCACAAGAAAACCUGUGAUUUCCUUAAAGAUUUCUCUGCCGUCCAGUAGUCUUUUAAAGUCUCACACUCACUAAAAGUCUUUUGUCUCAUGAUUAUUCCAAGCUCCAGUGACCUCACUCACCAGUCUGACUGACUGCCAGUAAACAUAAAACAUAACUUAUCUGUAAAAUUGUUGCCUGAUUCAGAUGUUUUUCUUUUCUUACUUUGUUCCUUAUUGCUCAAUAGAUCUCAGAAAAUCCCUCCUCAUAGUUUUUGUUUUUGAAACUGAUCAUUUUUAUCAGUUUUCAUUCAUGAUUUCUUCAAAGAUGCUGUGUCAACACAGUCUUAAUCGCUCUUU